Molecule: messenger RNA, 1201 nt
Organism: Alternaria rosae
Lineage: Eukaryota; Fungi; Ascomycota; Dothideomycetes; Pleosporales; Pleosporaceae
Product: fumarylacetoacetate hydrolase
Exons: 3
Coding region: 232-1134 (300 amino acids)
Molecular function (GO): acetylpyruvate hydrolase activity
Source: RefSeq, a predicted model, not a curated record
AACGUUACCCGACAUCGCGCGUAUGAGUGGUGGGGUAGUGACCCGCCAGGGCAGGGGUGUCGGCCUCUCCAAUAAUUCCCGAUCGAUAAGCAAGGGACAUGCACGCCGUGGCAAUAAAAGUAACUCUGGGUCUGUGAAUUCGGUAAAGAUAACUAUCCAAGGAUUAGGCCCAAUAUUGAUCGUUGAACGCGUUUUUGGAGACUCGUCGACACCUGUACGAAGAUUGAAAUAAUGGGUUCCAUGGAUAUUGCAGGUGGUAUGAAGACGAGUUGGAGUCGUUUAGUGCGGUUUGUCGCAACCGAGGACGGUGCUGAGCACAUCGGCGAGCCCAUUGAUGCUGAGCUAGAUGUCGGUGUAGCCCUUGCCUUAGGAUCAGAAGUCAAAGCCCACGUUUUCACCGGGUCGUCGGUACUCUCUGUGGAUACCCAACCAACGCUAGUGACCUACACGAUAUCCAAACUACUACCACCACUUUCAAAAGCCGAAGUCGGCACGAUUCGCUGCAUAGGCCUGAAUUACCGGAAACAUGCGAAAGAGAUGAACUUGGACCUUCCAGACCACCCGACUCUCUUCUUUAAGCCUUCAACAUGCCUAGGGGCGCCGAAUGCGCCUUUGGUCAUUCCACAUCAGGCGACAGAUGGGCAGGCCGACUACGAAGCCGAGCUCGCAGUUGUCAUCGGGAAGCCGGCCAGAAAUGUGAGCAAAGAAGAUGCAAUGGAGUACGUGCUGGGCUACACAUGCUCGAAUGAUGUAACGGCGCGAGUCCACCAGUUCAACGGCGCGCAAUGGGGGUUCGGCAAGGGCUUCGAUGGCUUCGCGCCACUAGGGCCAUGUCUGGUAUCCGCGUCUUCGAUACCAAACCCAGGCGAAAUUGAGCUGAAGACUGUACUCAAUGGGGAAACGAUGCAAUGCUCGUUGGCGAACGAUAUGAUCUUCAGUAUACCGGAGAUAGUCGCAUAUUUAAGCCAAGGAACGACGCUGGAGCCAGGCACCGUGAUCAUGACGGGUACGCCGCAUGGCAUUGGUGUGAGUAAGGUGCCGAAGGUGUGGCUCAAGCCAGGAGAUGAUCUAAGGAUCGUGAUGAGCCAUGGUAUGGGAAGUCUGGUGACACCAGUAGCGUAUGAGGAAGCUUAGAGUAUAUACCGAUAUCGAGGCUAUAUGGCGCAUAAGUGGGACAGUAAUAACGUCUUUCCGGAGAGCG